AUGAAGUGUGCUGACUUGAGGGUGUCGUUCUCUCACUACCUUCAGAACUGGAUCAAGGUGGGCCCAGAUGGCCACAGGGUCGUGUCUUCUGGAGGGGAACAACCCAUCUUCAGUGCCAGAGCACACGUCUUCCAGAUAGACCCGGCCACCAAGAGGAACUGGCUCCCUGCCAGCAAGCAUGCAGUCACCGUCUCCUUCUUCUAUGAUGCCAACCGGACUGUGUAUCGCAUCAUCAGUGUGGGGGGCACCAAGGCCAUCAUCAACAGCACCAUCACCCCCAACAUGACAUUCACCAAAACAUCCCAGAAGUUUGGCCAGUGGGCUGACAGCCGUGCCAACACCGUGUACGGCCUGGGUUUUGCCACCGAGCAACAGCUUCAGCAGUUUUCAGACCAGUUCAAGGAAGUGAAGGAGGCAGCACGUCUUGCCAGGGAGAAAUCCCAGGAGAAAUUUGAACUGAUCAACCCUGCGCUAAAUAUCGCCGCCCCACAGAUCUCUCAGGAGCUGUCAGAGGACCGCCACUCGCCGCCGCUGCUGACUGUCAACGGGCCCGAGGACAAGCUGUUCCGCAGCAAGAGCGCCGACAUGGAGCAGCUGACGUCAGAGAAGGAGCGCAUCAAGAAGAUGCUGUCUGAAGGGUCCAUAUGUGAGAUUAACCUGGAGGCAGAGCUGUUCACCCUGCAGGAUAGCAACGCUAAGCUAGUGGCGGCACUUCACGAGGCUAACACUGGUGUGGUGGAGUGGAAGAAACAGCUGGCUGAGUAUCAGGAGGAGACUGAGAGGCUCCGAGAUCAGGUGGCAGAGCUGGAGGCUCAGAGCGGACAGCCUGGUCCCAGUGGGUCUGAGACGAGGGAUGAGCUGACCCAGUCCUUGGAGGAGCUGGAAGCCUUGCUCAAAGCAAAAGUCGAGGAAAUCCACAAUCUACAGAGCAAGAAAUCAGAUAUCCAUGAGUUGGAAAAAGAGAGGGAAGAGGCUGUUCAGAGACUUCAGGAUCUGGAGACACGGAACACAGAACUGGAGCAACGGGUGGAGAGCGCUGAGCAGACUCUAGCUUCCUCUCUGGAGGAGCGGGAACGGGCGGAGAGUGAGGUUCAGCGGGUCGUCGACGUUCUCGACGUCAAGAUCUACGACCUGAACGACCUGCGACAGAGCUUGGCCAAGCUCAUCAACAAAUAGCACACCACAAUGACAUAAUUUUUUAGGGCGAUGGACAAGGAAGGAAAAUUAAGCUAGCUCUUUCAGAACAAUGUUUGCUCAAUCACAUAACUGCAGUGAAUGAGAGUAGAAUCUUGGCUCCACCUGUUGCAGCCGUACAUAAGAACCAGUUCUAUUGUUAGGUGGGAGGCUGGGAGCAUAACCCACAGGGUCAGGUUUUCUAUUUAAACGUUGCUGAAGAGAAUUGUUCUGUUGACCUUUACACCAUUUUCAUGUAAAUUUCAUUAGGUUAUGAUUCUGUCAACCUGCUCUUAUAGAGGUUCUUAAACUUCAAAUAUAGUUUAAUUGAAUCUGGGCUUGCACUUAAAAAUGUAGGUGCCUAAUUAUUGUUUACGUUUGUCAGUAUUAUGAAUUAAUGAAUAGGUUUACUUCUAUUGUAUCACAUCAACAGUUGCCAUAAUAAUGAUUUGGUGAUCCUACAGAGACGUUACUGCAGAAUGCUCAGCUGCAGAGGACUUAUCACCAAAACUGCAUGAGCUCAGCAAAUAACCAUGCCAAGUACAGUAAUGUGAGUUAUGCGCAUUACCCAAAAUGCAAUCGUUUACAAAUAGAUUUAAAAGCACAAGUAGUGUUAUUAGUAAAUAUGUCCUGUACUUGAUUCAAUACAUAUAGCUAACUUGGUAUCUGAACUUUCACUGAUACACACCAAGAGAUUUUCUUCUGACCUAGACUUUGAGGCAUUUUUUCUUGGUAUUAAGUACAAAUAAGGUUAAAUCAGUGUUGAAUUAGCAAUACUAUUUUUUGACAAGUACUCUGUAGGUAAUGUAGCAUCACCAAAGCAUAUUCUUGUUCAUUUAUACAAACUGCAAUUGUAUUCUGUUGAACAAUGUGAUUUCUCAUUUUGCUUCAAAUGCACAUUGACUACCUAGAAGUGUGACUGACUAUCAAUUUUAAUCCAACAAUUGAUGUGUGAGGAUAAUCGGAAAGUUUCACCUGCUCUGUGUACUUGGAACAUGUUCGUUUUACAUUUUUACUAGCCCAUCUCUAACCUUCUGGAGAAAACAGUGGCCAUACAAUGUUUUCAUCCAACUGGAGUAACAAUACAACAUGCAGUACCAAAGAUGCACUAACUUUUCUUACCCACGUAGCUGGACGAAGCACACGCGUUCUGUACUACCUGGACUGGACCGCACAAUACAUUUUAGAUAAUGAAAAAAUUAUAAUAACUUUGUCUUGAAUUGCCUGUGUAAUUAUUCUGUCAUUAAAAUUGAGCGUAGGAUCUGAA
Molecule: messenger RNA, 2440 nt
Organism: Coregonus clupeaformis (lake whitefish)
Lineage: Eukaryota; Metazoa; Chordata; Actinopteri; Salmoniformes; Salmonidae
Product: homer protein homolog 3-like
Exons: 10
Coding region: 1-1176 (391 amino acids)
Biological process (GO): regulation of store-operated calcium entry; G protein-coupled glutamate receptor signaling pathway
Cellular component (GO): dendrite; postsynaptic density; plasma membrane
Molecular function (GO): G protein-coupled glutamate receptor binding
Source: RefSeq, a predicted model, not a curated record